Histoplasma mississippiense is the source of this 1197-nucleotide messenger RNA. RefSeq lists its product with no specific name. The transcript has 2 exons. The coding region runs from base 1 to 1197 and encodes 398 amino acids. Lineage: Eukaryota; Fungi; Ascomycota; Eurotiomycetes; Onygenales; Ajellomycetaceae. The record is from RefSeq and is a predicted model, not a curated record.
AUGUACUCGCGACCUUCGAAAGUCCUCACCCGCGGGUCGCUCUUCUUCUUUAUCGUCCUCGCUUUCCUUAUCACCCUCCUCUGGCAUAGACGGAUGGCCGACAAUCAUGGCGUUGUAGCCAACCCUUGGAACAGACACGCAUCUAGACAACAUUCUCCAACUCUGGCAAACCUUUCUCUAGGGUCCUCCAAACCACCCGGUUCCAACCACUCAAGGGCCCUGAUCAUCCCCCGGCUGCAAAGGGAAGAUGCCGACUGGGUCUCCACCCAGCUCGUUGAUGUAGAAGCCUUCGUCUACGUCGUCGACGACCCCCACGCCCCCCUCCACUCGCCCCUCAACAAGGGCCAUGAAGCAAUGGUCUACCUCACCUACCUCAUUGACCACUACGACAACCUCCCGGACAUCAUGAUAUUCAUGCAUUCUCACCGGAUCGGCUGGCACAACGAGCACGCACUCGCCAUGGACGCCGUCGCGCACAUCAACAGGCUGAGCAGCGAACGCGUGACGCGGGAGGGUUACAUGAAUCUGCGCUGCAACUGGGACCCCGGCUGCCCGGCCUGGUUACACCCGGGCAAGACGGAAGCAGACACGGGCAAACCGGAGGAAGCCAACCUCGCGACAGCGUGGAGGGCGUUGUUCCCGGGAAUCGAGGUCCCCGAAGUCCUUGCGCAGGCGUGCUGUGCCCAGUUCGCCAUCUCGCGCGCCCGUGCCCGCGCCAUCCCGCGGGCCAGAUAUGUGUUCUACCGCGACUGGAUCCUGCGCACGGAGCUGAGCGACUCGAUCUCCGGCCGCGUGUGGGAGUAUCUCUGGCAGGUGCUGUUCGCGGGCCAGACGGUCUUCUGCCCCGCGAAGCAUGUGUGUUACUGUGACGGGUACGGGUUAUGUUUCGGUGGCGCCAAAGGGGUGGGUGAGUAUCUCGGCCUCCUGAGACGUGAGGAAGGCUUGAAGAAGGAUCUAGAGAAAUGGCGCAGGCUGGCGGGUGUGGUGGCGGAUGCGGAAAGGGAGGGCAAGUCGCGCAAGGAGAUCGAGAACAUGGAGCAGCCUGAGUUAGGGAAGGGAGCACUUCUGGAGGCUCAGUUAGAGGCCGCGAAGCAGGAGUUGAUGAAAAUAGUUGCGCGAGCGCAGGAGCGGGGCAGGGAUCCGCGAAUCCGCGCUCAGGAGGCAGGGAGGGAAUGGAAGGAAGGGGAUGGGUUUUGA